AUGCCGUCUCCUGGUCAGUCCUACACGACAGAUCCAGGCCACAUCAACAUCAUAUCUCCGCAGCCAAACCGCCCCGCAGACGCCAGAAGACAGUCGAUGGCAAGGCUGUCGUCGUCGAUGGCAAAUACGCCGGCGUCCUCGUACGGCUCGUUUGUCGACGACCCGACGAUCCUCAAGAACGUGUCCAAGCACCUCCCCACAGACCCGCAGAACGCACUCAAGUUGCCCUCGGGCGACAUCACCCGAGACCUAUACCAGUUGAACGCCCCCUCGGCCUUGAGAAGGUCAAAGUCAAUGUCCGGGAACGACGCUGAACGACGGGGCUCAAUGGCGUCCCAGAUGAGGUUGCCCGGCGGCUUCCGCAGGGACUUCAUCCAAAUGCAGAAGCAAAAAUUCGGCUACACGCUUUCCAAGCCAACGGUGUUCACGAAAAACUUCCUAGAGUUCCUCACGAUCUACGGACACUUUGCGGGUGAAGACCUCGAGGAUGAGGACUUUCUUGCCUGUGACUACGACACCAGCAGUCCGGACAAGGUCGACGAAGAGUCCCCGCUGGUGCAGGGGAACGGCACCCACACACUAGGAGGCUCGGCACUGAACGCCUCCAAAGAGACGGAAACACACAAGAGCUCCUCCCUCAAGGCGUUUUUCCUAUUGAUGAAGGCCUUUGUUGGAACAGGAAUUUUGUUUUUGCCGAAAGCCUUCAGCAAUGGUGGGUUGGCCUUCUGUGUCGUGUUGCUUGUCUUUUUCAGCGUGUUGUCCUACUACUGCUACCUAUUCCUAUCACAGUGCACAGCAAAAACAGGAAUAUCGUCGUUCGCAGAGUUGGGUAACAAGAUGUACGGGAAGACUCUCAAGAUCCUAAUUCUCAACUCGAUUGUAUCUGCACAAAUCGGGUUUGUCGCAGCAUACACCGUCUUCACCGCAGAGAAUUUGAAAGCAUUCUUGAAAAAUACGCUAGACUUGGAAUAUCCACUCUACUACUUUGUCAUUUUCGAGACGCUGUGUUUCGCCCCCAUGUCAUUGAUCAGAAAUAUCACCAAGUUGUCCUUGGCUGCACUCUUGGCAAACGUCUUCAUUUUGACUGGAAUUGCCACCAUUGUCUUUUAUGCAUCCAGGGACUUGAUAACCAAUGGGCCCGCUGAAGUAGUCAUGUUCAACAGUGACAGCUGGUCCCUAUUUAUCGGUGUGGCAAUAUUCGCCUUUGAAGGGAUUGGACUUAUCAUCCCUGUCCAGCAAUCCAUGCGUCAUCCGGAAGAUUUCCCGAAAGUCUUGUUGGCAGUGAUAAGCGUAUGUUGUGUGUUAUUUGUCAGUAUCGGAUGGCUAUGUUACAUCACCUACGGUGAGAAGGUUCAAACCGUCGUUAUUUUGAACCUCCCACAGGACUCAAUCGCAGUCAUCUCCAUCCAGUUUUUUUACGCCUUGGCCAUCAUGCUCUCGGUGCCACUACAGAUUUUGCCAGCAAUCAGAAUUAUGGAGUCGAGGUUGUUCAAGCGAAGACCGAGCGGAAGAGUUGAUCCGAAAACAAAGUGGCACAAAAACGCUUUCAGGGUGGGCAUCACCCUUUUGACGUCUGCCAUCGCCUAUCUUGGUUCAUCAAAUUUGGAUUUGUUUGUUUCCUUCAUCGGCUGCAUCGCAUGCAUCCCUUUGGUGUACAUGUAUCCGCCAAUGCUCCAUUUGAAGAUCGUUGCCAAGAACAACUUCGAAAAAGGGGUGGACAUUGUGUUGAUAAUACUGGGAGGCGUUGCGUUGGUUUACACGACCACCAUGUUGAUCUUCUAG
Molecule: messenger RNA, 1782 nt
Organism: Pichia membranifaciens NRRL Y-2026
Lineage: Eukaryota; Fungi; Ascomycota; Pichiomycetes; Pichiales; Pichiaceae
Exons: 2
Coding region: 1-1782 (593 amino acids)
Biological process (GO): amino acid transmembrane transport
Molecular function (GO): amino acid transmembrane transporter activity
Source: RefSeq, a predicted model, not a curated record